AUGUCCAACAGCAGCUCCAUCACUGAGUUCCUCCUCCUGGCAUUUGCAGAUAUGCAGGAUCUGCAGCUCUUGCACUUCGGGCUCUUCCUGGUCAUCUACCUGACUGCCCUCCUGGGCAAUGGCCUCAUCAUUACAGCCGUAGCCUGCGACCACCGCCUCCACACCCCCAUGUACUUCUUCCUCCUCAACCUCUCCCUCUUUGACUUGGGCUCCAUCUCCACCACUCUCCCCAAAGCCAUGGCCAAUACUUUGUGGGACACCAGGACUAUCUCCUACUCAGGUUGUGCUGCCCAGGUCUUUCUGCUUGUUUUUUUGAUUUCAGGGGAGUAUUUUCUUCUCACUGUCAUGGCCUAUGACCGCUAUGUUGCCAUCUGCAAACCCCUAUAUUACGGUACCCUCAUAGGUGGCAGGACUUGUGUCAAAAUGGCAGCAGCUGCCUGGGGCAGUGGCUUUCUCAAUGCCAUGCUGCACACUGCCAAUACAUUUUCCCUUCCCCUCUGCCACGGCAAUGCCCUGAACCAGUUCUUCUGUGAAAUUCCCCAGAUUCUCAAGCUCUCCUGCUCAGAUGCCUACCUCAGUGAAGUAGUGCUUAUUGUGGUUUCUGCAUGUUUACUCUUUGCAUGUUUUGUUUUCCUUGUGCUGUCCUAUGUGCAGAUCUUCAGGGCUGUGCUGAGGAUCCCCUUGGAGCAUGGACGGCACAAAGCCUUUUCCACAUGCCUCCCUCACCUGGCUGUGGUCUCCCUGUUUCUCAGCACUGUCAUGUUUUCUUAUCUUAAGCCUCCCUCCAUCUCCUUCCCAUCCUUGGAUCUGGUGAUAACAGUUCUGUACUCAGUGGUGUCUCCAGCAGUGAACCCCCUCAUCUACAGCAUGAGGAACCAGGAGCUCAAAGGGGCGCUGAAGAAACUGAUCCUACUGGUGGUGAUUAAGAAGAAAUAA
Cygnus olor (mute swan) is the source of this 936-nucleotide messenger RNA. RefSeq names its product olfactory receptor 14C36-like. The record is from RefSeq and is a predicted model, not a curated record. Lineage: Eukaryota; Metazoa; Chordata; Aves; Anseriformes; Anatidae. Gene Ontology annotation, molecular function: olfactory receptor activity; G protein-coupled receptor activity. Gene Ontology annotation, cellular component: membrane. The transcript has a single exon. Bases 1 to 936 code for a protein of 311 amino acids. Gene Ontology annotation, biological process: G protein-coupled receptor signaling pathway.